AUGACCACUUCUAAAACGGUUUUACUUCUGAAAAACAAAACAGAAGGAAAUGAUAGAUAUGACGUUUUAUUCAAGGAAAAGGGAUAUAAUCCCAAAUUUAUACCAUUAAUCAAGCAUACACAUCUCCCGCAAGAACUUUUACAUUUAAUUGCUGAUGAAUCGUACUUAAAGAAUUUGCGUUACAUUGUAGUUACAUCCCAAAGAACUGUGGAAUGUAUCAAUGAGCAAAUAUUGCCUCAAUUAACUGAUAAACAAAAGCAGUUGCUAUUUGAUAAGGUAGUGUAUACUGUCGGGCCCACGACUGCUAGUUAUUUGGAACGUAGUGGAUUUAAGAACAUAAAAGGUGGGCAUGAAGCUGGUAAUGGUGAUAUAUUAAGUGAUAUUAUUGUGAGCGACCUUUCUAGUAAUAAUAAGGACAAUAUGCAUGAGAUCUUGCUAUUAGUAGGAAAAAUAAGAAGAGAUAUCAUUCCAAAAAAAUUGAAUGACAAUGGCUUUUCCAUCAAAGAAGUUAUAGUAUAUGAAACGGAUACUCUCAAAGACAACUGUGAAAAUUUUCAAGCGACUUUAGAAGAUAACUGUUGGGUUGUUGUCUUUAGUCCUCAAGGUAUAGAUGAUAUAUUAGAAUAUAUAAAGCAGAAUAACAUUUUGACAAACCACAAAAUCCAAAUUGCAGCAAUUGGACCAACUACAGAAAAGUUUUUGAACCAGAAUGGUAUUUACGAAAUGAUUGUUAGUCCUAAGCCUGACGCCCAUUCUUUGCUAAAUGAAAUUGAGCGCCAUUCUAAACAUGAGACGUGA
This is a messenger RNA of Naumovozyma dairenensis CBS 421, 798 nucleotides long. It is a transcript of the gene HEM4, whose product is annotated as uroporphyrinogen-III synthase HEM4. Bases 1 to 798 code for a protein of 265 amino acids. The record is from RefSeq and is a predicted model, not a curated record. The transcript has a single exon. Lineage: Eukaryota; Fungi; Ascomycota; Saccharomycetes; Saccharomycetales; Saccharomycetaceae. Gene Ontology annotation, biological process: uroporphyrinogen III biosynthetic process. Gene Ontology annotation, molecular function: uroporphyrinogen-III synthase activity.